UCCACUUCGGCUGCCAUAACACAAUCCGCUCAGCUCGUGCAUGCACGCAGGCGGGCAGGCAUCCUCAGAGAGAUCUGCCGGGUAGUCCAUGAUCAUCAGGGGAAUCUGAGCGCAUUAUCCGAGAGCUCCUUGUUGUUUCUGUGUUAUUCUCCAAAGGACAUUAACAAGAGGAAGGAGGUGGAUCCGCGCAGGAGAGGACAGAUAUCGACACCAUCAGCCGCUGCGCCGUGUGAGGCGAGGUCACCGCAAAGUAGCACGGUUUCCGCCUUCCCCUCUGACUUGAUUCCAGCCCAAAGCCCUCUGGCACCGUCGACCUUUGCCACCUCUGCAUCCAGUAUGGUUAUCGAUAACAGAGAGAGGAUGUGAGUAGGAGAAGCGCCGAGGGUGGAAAAAACCCCCAAAUAAGUCACUCAGAGGCAGGAAGUGGGUCCACAUGACUGCUAUGGCCUGACAGGCCAACGGAUACCAGAUCACACCGGCUUUGCUUGGAAGUUGACAAUGGUGUUAUUUCUGGUUGGGAUCUCUAUUGCUGUGAAUAAUUCAUCUCAUGACAACCAGACUGCAGAGCACCCCACCCAUCAGGGUGCGCACGUGUUGCCCUCAACAUUGAUCAUCCUGCUGCUUAUCAUCGUUGUCCUGCUGACCAUCUACUGUCUGAGGUUCAAAAACCACAGGAAAGCUCUGGUUACCUCGGUCGAUAAAAAGCUUCCAAAUGGCUUCUUGGAGGAACAAGGAGAGCAGACAGUGGUCCUCCUCCCUAGAUCUCCCUCGCCAUCCAAGAGGUACUUCCCCAUCCCUCUGGACUCUCUGGAGGAGGAGUACCGGAUACGCUCGGCAGACGAUGGCAAGCUCUUCAGAGAGGAGUUCAAUUCGCUGCCCUGUUACUACCACCACGGGUCCUUUGAGGAGGCGAGCAGAGAGCACAACAGAGAGAAAAACAGAUACCCAAACAUUUUACCAUAUGAUCAUACGAGAGUGGUGUUAAAUCAUCUUGAUGGACACCUGUGUUCAGACUACAUCAAUGCAUCUUACAUAGACGGUUUUAAAGAGAAGGGUAAAUUCAUUGCAGCUCAAGGCCCAAAGCUUGAGACAGUGGCCGACUUCUGGCGGAUGGUCUGGGAACAGAAAACAGCGACUAUAGUAAUGCUGACGAAUCUAAAAGAAAGGAAGGAGGACAAAUGUUUUCAGUACUGGCCGGAGAAAGGCUGCUGGAUGUACGGGAAUGUCAGGGUGGCCAUGGAGGAUUUCACUGUUCUGGUGGACUACACCAUUAGAAAAUUUUGUGUUCAAUAUCAGGGCAGCGAUGGUCCCCGGGCUCCCCGUCUGGUCACCCAGCUCCACUUCACCGGCUGGCCAGACUUCGGGGUGCCGUUCUCACCUAUCGGCAUGCUGAAAUUCCUCAAGAAGGUCAAGGCUGUCAAUCCAUCCUACGCUGGACCCAUUGUUGUGCACUGCAGUGCCGGGGUUGGGAGGACUGGGACGUUCAUUGUCAUUGACAGCAUGAUCGACAUGAUGCACAUGGAACAGAGGUUGGAUGUCUUCGGCUUUGUGAGCAGAAUACGAGAGCAGCGUUGUCAACUCAUCCAGACAGAUAUGCAGUACUCCUUCAUCUACCAGGCUCUGUUGGAGUACUAUCUGUAUGGAGACACGGAGCUAGAUGUGUGCUCUCUGGAGGGCCAUCUGCAGAGGCUUCACAACACCAGGGCUCCCCACGACAGGCUGGGCCUGGAGGAGGAGUUCAGGAAGCUGACCAACGUGCGCAUAAUGAAGGAGAACAUGAGAACCGGCAACCUUCCUGCCAACAUGAAGAAGAACCGUGUGCUUCAGAUCAUUCCAUAUGAUUUCAACCGAGUAAUACUCUCAGUGAAAAGAGGACAGGAGUUCACUGACUACAUCAAUGCCUCCUUUAUUGAUGGCUACAGGCAGAAGGACUAUUUUAUCGCAACCCAGGGCCCCCUGUCUCACUCAGUGGAGGACUUCUGGAGGAUGGUGUGGGAGUGGAGGUGUCAUUCAAUCGUUAUGCUCACCGAGCUCAAAGAGAGGGAGCAGGAGAAGUGUUUCCAGUAUUGGCCAUCAGAGGGCAGUGUUACCUUUGGAGACUAUAGUGUGGAGUUGACUGGAAAUUCACAGUGUGAAACCUUCACUCUGAAAGACAUGGUGCUCACCUACAGACCAGAAAAGAAGUCUCAACACGUCCGACACUUCCACUUCCACGGAUGGCCUGAGAUCGGAAUUCCAGUCGAGGGAAGGGGGAUGAUUGACAUUAUUGCCGCUGUGCAGAGGCAGCAGCAGCAAUCUGGAAACCGUCCCAUAAUUGUUCACUGCAGUGCUGGUGCAGGUCGGACCGGCACCUUUAUCGCCCUCAGUAACAUUCUGGAGAGGGUGAAAGCUGAAGGCCUCCUGGACGUUUUUCAGACAGUCAAGAGUUUACGCAUGCAGAGACCACACAUGGUUCAGACUGUGGAGCAAUACGACUUCUGCUACAGAGUGGUACAGGAUUUUGUCGACAUCUUCUCAGACUACGCCAAUUUUAAAUAACACAGACCGCUCUGUUUACUUGUGUCAAAUGAACUUAUGCAUUUCUUGUCUGAAUGUUAUUUUCUAAAGCAAGCUCUUUUUACAUUUUGCACAUGAUUACAGAUCUUUAAAAAAAUGUUGUAACAUACUGUAAUAUAAGGGAAAACAUCUGUGCUCCAGGAGAGUCUGUCUCUAUCAGGAAAGUGUGAUCUUUGAGUAUCCCACUGUAAAAUAUAGACAUUAUGGCUUUGUCGGGUUUUUGAUCAUGUAAAAAAAAAAAAAAGUUUCAUGUUGCCAAUGUAGAGCAUUAUGGGGGAUAAUAAAAUAUUUAAAAAUCUUUAUUCUAGCUUUAUCUAUAUCAUGUAUAUAAUGUAAUACAUGUUGCUUACCAUCACUUCCAUGUUGUACAGUAAAUGCAUUGACUUUUAUUUUUGCUUGAAUUAGUCCCCGACCACAAUGCCUUUAGUUUUGGUCUUGUAUUUAUGCUGCCCACUCAACAUGUUUGAUUGCUAUGAGGAGAAUAUAUUGUGUUUUAUAAGUAGGUUAAAUGAUUAAUGUGUAGUCUGACACGUGUUGAUAAUAUGUAUGAUCUACUUGUGGCUCAAACUAAAAAUCACAGAACUCAAGAUACAUUUCAUUCUGCAAUACGCUGCAAAUGACUUCCCUUCUGUCUGUGAAUAACUUAACAGCUGCUGCCUGUUGCAAUUUCAUUCAACUUCAACAACUUUUCUUCUGUUGCCUGUGGCAAUAUUACUGAGGAGAUUGGCGCCUGACGCUGCAAAAUGCAAUUAGCCCACAUUGGAACAGGCAGAGAAUGAUGUAGUACCACAGGAACCCAAAUGUAUUGUUCUUACACAUGUUAAGCAGCCCAGCUUCACACCAUGCUUUAAAUAAAUACCAUUUUUAUACACGCUAACUUUACACUUGCAUGUUUGCAUAACGUAGUGCCAUACUGAUUAGAAAGACUCUUCUAAUCUUGACAAACUGGUCACCAAGUGACACAAUUUUAAUACAAAAAAGCCAGAUGUUUAUGUUGAAUUUAAUAUAAUAUACACAUUUUUUUAAGGAUAUUGUUUUUCCUGUUUGGAACAUGUUUGUACAAACACCCUUUCCAAUAAUAUAGGGUUAACAUAUGUACAACAAUUUGAGUUUAAAUAAGUGUAAGUGUGUAAAAGUGAUUGGUGAGGAAAAAGGCAGAAAUGCAAACGUUUUUUGUUUUAAUGAAAGAGUUGAAUGAAAGUGUUGCAGUUGGACCUUGUUCAUCCUGAGAAACUCAGAUGAAAAUGUUUGGAAUUGUUAUUUGAUAUCAAGAACCAGUGCUCAGCCAAAAUAUGAAAUAUGCAUGUAAAAGCAUACGGGCAUAUUUUGGCUGUGAUAGUCUUAGUUUCAUAUUUAAACAAGGAAAUUCAACAUUGCUGCGAAAUCAAAGCAUAUAUUUUUGCAAGGCUUCUGCAUAUUUCUUUUUAGAUCAGCAAGACUCGAGUUUGGGUGAAGAACUUUCUACUCUGUUUGUACUUCUAUUAUUACCAAGUCAUAACAAUUGGUUUAUACAUAACAUGCUGAUUGAUUGAUUCCUUUAUUGUACAUCAACUCUUGUGCUCAUUGAUUACACAAAGUGUCAUGCAUUGUUGACUCCAUUUUAAUGUGUUGUCAUGCUGAAAGAAGAAGAAUUAGGGGUGCUGACUUUGAGGCCUUUGCAGCUGAUGUAAAUGCACAAGCAUCUUGUUUCAAUGAUGUUUCUGCCUUUUCAAUCUGUACAGAUCUGAACUGCUGUUUGUUUGCUAAAAGCUGAUUCCAAUAAAUUAUAGAUGGAGAGAAAUGUCACAUUU
Labrus bergylta (ballan wrasse) is the source of this 4346-nucleotide messenger RNA. Its product is annotated as receptor-type tyrosine-protein phosphatase epsilon-like. The record is from RefSeq and is a predicted model, not a curated record. Gene Ontology annotation, biological process: protein dephosphorylation. Gene Ontology annotation, molecular function: protein tyrosine phosphatase activity. Lineage: Eukaryota; Metazoa; Chordata; Actinopteri; Labriformes; Labridae.